Molecule: messenger RNA, 1217 nt
Organism: Rana temporaria (common frog)
Lineage: Eukaryota; Metazoa; Chordata; Amphibia; Anura; Ranidae
Gene: DNAL1
Product: dynein axonemal light chain 1
Exons: 8
Coding region: 546-1121 (191 amino acids)
Cellular component (GO): cytoplasm
Molecular function (GO): protein kinase binding
Source: RefSeq, a predicted model, not a curated record
GUGGUUUUUCGGGACUCUGCUGGUUUCGACACAUGCGUAAUUGGGGAGACAUUUAUGGACGUUUCAGGGAAAGUGACAGGACAUCCUCUUCAUAAUGACAAAUACACAUUCAGCAGGCCUUUCCUAGUGCCUUUGGAGUUCCCAGCACUAUAGGGGGCAGUGUGGGGGAUAGCUGCCAUAGAACAUCAGUGACUAUCAGAGUGUCCUCUAUACCCCAAUCCUACAAUGGGGGGCAGCAAAAGAAGGCCGCUGAUUUGCUGGUUUAUGGAUUUCUGUAUUUAUAAUAAUAAUUAGCAAAACAAUCCUAUCGCCUAAGGAGCUCUUCUCUGCCACCAAAAUAGAACUGGAAUCUCAAACACAAUCCACAACAGUCUGCGUGCACCUCCCGGCUACAAACAGCAGAGGGCAAAGCUUUGGUUUACAGCUUCCGGUCUGUAGCCGUGCGCUCUCUAUGAUAGCUUCCGUUUAGAGGCAGAAGAGCGGCGCUUGCGCAGUGAGCGUGGCCGUCUCCUAGCAACCAGAAGAGCGACUGUAGCAACUCAAAGAUGGCCAAAGCAACAACCAUUAAAGAUGCCUUAGCCAAAUGGGAAGAAAAGACCGGACUGAAGGCAUCUGAAGCAAAGGAGGUUAAGCUGUAUGCACAGGUCCCACCCAUUGAAAAGAUGGAUGCAUCUUUGUCAACAUUGGUCAAUUGCGAGAAAUUAUCUCUUUCAACCAACUGCAUUGAAAAGAUAGCUAACCUAAAUGGUCUGAAAAAUCUCAGAAUAUUGUCUUUGGGGAGGAAUAACAUAAAGAAUCUGAAUGGACUGGAAGCAGUUGGAGAAGCCCUCGAAGAGCUAUGGAUUUCAUACAAUUUAAUUGAAAAAUUAAAAGGAAUUCAUGUAAUGAAAAAGCUGAAGGUACUCUACAUGUCCAACAAUACAGUGAAAGACUGGGGGGAAUUUUCCAAACUGGCUGAUCUGCCAUGUUUGGAGGACCUGGUGUUUGUGGGGAAUCCCCUAGAGGAAAAACACACCCUGGAGGGAAAUUGGGUGGAGGAGGCAACAAAACGUCUUCCUAAGCUGAAGAAACUGGAUGGAAAUCCGGUCAUUAAACAAGAUGAUGAGGAGGGAGAUGAUUAGUAAUCCUAUUAUUUUAUUUUUUUCCUUUUUUUUAAAUUAUUUAAACUGUUCCAACACAGAAAUGCUUUUAUAAACAUUUUUGUAUAUUUAAAACUU